UUAAUGCCAAACCUAUUUACAAUUGUCUGUCAACUGCUGGUGAGAACCUUGCUUUACUUGCUCCUGACUGAAACGCAUUCAUACAGCGAUGUCAUCUUCUACCCCCCUUCUGUCCGAAGAGUUGUUCCAGUGCUCGGUGUGUCUGGAUGUGUUCACUCAGCCUGUUUCUCUGCCAUGUGGUCAUACGUUUUGCCAGUCAUGUGUUCUGACACAAUGGAUGGCAUCUGGUGCUUCCCACUGCCCAAAGUGCUCCACAGCUUUUCAGGAAAAACCAGAACUGUGUGAAAAUUCUUUUGCUCGUGAGAUGGCCGAGCAAAUUCGUAAGCAGAGGGGUCAAACGCCAAUGCCGCAAUUUCCAGUGAUCCCAGACAAUAUAUUAUGUGACAUGUGCACUAAAGAGAAAGCAUCGCUUGCUGUAAAAUCGUGUCUGGUUUGUGUGGCUUCAUAUUGUGCGGAUCAUGUGACCUCUCACACCUCCAGAUUCGUUAAACACAUGCUGGUGCCACCGCAGAGGAGGAUGGAUAAGCGAAUUUGCAGAAUACAUGAAAGACCUUUAGAGCUUUACUGCAAAUAUGACCAAACCUGUGUGUGCGUGCUGUGCACGAAUACAGAACACAAGACCCAUCACACAAUACCAGUGGAAAGAGAAUGGGAAGAGAGAAAGAUUCAGCUACAGAAGACACAGUCUGACCUUAAGAGGAUGAUUAAGGAGAGACGGAGAAAAGUGGAGGAGCUCAAGGACUCUAUAAAAUUCAGCAAAGAGAACACAGAUUGCGAGAUGACAUUCAGCCUUGAGGUCUUCACUACACUGUUGCAGUUUAUAGAAAGAAGUCAAAAUGAGCUGAUCCAAAACAUGAAACAAAAGCAGAAAACAGCAGAGACAAAAGUGGGGAAACUCAUUGAAGAGCUGGAGAUGGAGAUCUCUAAACUACACACCAAACAAUCCGAGCUGGAAAAAGUCUCAUGUUCUGAAGAUCACCUCCAACUCAUUCAGUCAUUUCCUAACCCAGGUGUUGUGCCUCAGUGUAAAAGCUGGUCUCAGAUCAGCGUGCACACGUCUCAGGGACUGGGGCUACUGAGAGAGACUCUGACUGCUACAGAAGAACUGAUGGCGAAGCAAAUACACACUGUCACACAGAGAGAACUUGAGGCAAUAUCCCAAUAUUCAGUGGAUUUAACUCUUGACCCUGAUACGGCAAACCCCUGGCUGAUGCUGUCUGAAGACAGAAAGUGUGUGAGUGAUGGCAAUAUGGAGCGCAGUUUUCCAAAUAAUGCUGAGCGUUUCGACACAGCACCAUGUGUCUUGUCGAAGGAGCCCUUCUCGAAAGGAAGGAGUUAUUGGGAAGUAAGUGUGUCCAGUAAAACAGCAUGGGACCUGGGGGUGGCCAAGCAAUCAGUUAACAGGAAGGGUGUGGUGACACUGAGCCCGGACGAUGGAUACUGGGCGGUUUGUCUGAGAAGGGGCAAUGAAUACAGAGCCUGUGAUCAUGAAUCAGUUCUACUAUCAAUGAGGACUCAGCCACAAACGAUCAGCAUAUUUGUGGAUUUUGAAGAGGGACAGGUUUCAUUCUAUGAUAAGAAUGCUUCUGCUCAUAUUUAUUCCUUCUCUGGACACUGCUUUACUGAGAACUUGCUGGCCUAUUUUAACCCAGACAUGAAUGAUACAGAAAACAACAAAGGCCCUUUGGUAAUACAACCUGUCAAGCUUGUCAAUGGGGCAACAUGUGAUAUCAUAACAAUAUAAAUGGUAACGCUUUAGAUUACGGCCCGCAAUGAACCACAUAAUUAACUAGGAUUUACAGCAACUAAUUGUAACAAUAAUGUACCUCUACAGUACAUAUCUGUAGGUGAAGGGAAACAAUAUACAAAGUUUGGGAAAUUAAGGGGAAAGAUGUUAAAAAAAAACAUGUAUUAGGAAACUGCAUGCCAUAAAAACAUCCAAAUCAAACUGCUCUUAAAAUACUUGAUUAUAGUCUCAGGAGAUGGACGUUGAUUUUGCACAUUUUACACAUUAAAAUUCAGCAAAAUAACUCAUAAUUAAAAUAAAUUGUUUGUUACCAACAAUCCCAAAAUAAUCAAAUAUAAAUGAUUCCUAAAAUCAAAAAUAGUUGCCCUUAGUUUUAAAAUAUUUUUUUGAAUUUCUUAAUUCCCUAAAUUUUGAAUAUUGUUCCCUUUACCUACAGAUAUGUACUGUAGAGGAACAUUACUGUUAUAAUUAGUAACGGUGUAAAAUCUGGUUAAUAAUGUGGUACAUUGCGUUCCAUAAUCUAAAGCGUUACCAUAUAAAGACUACAGACCAUUCCACAAAACACAUUUUACUUAGAAAAUGUUAUGCAUUCAGUUUCUCAGCAGAUUUUUUAUUAAUUUAAUUAAAUGUAUUUUAUUAAUAAUAAUAAUAAUAAUAAUAUACAAUUGGGGAAAAAGUAAGAGACCAUUCCAAAUUUUCAUUUCAAAUCAGCAUUCUAGAUUUCUAGAUUUAUUGUGGUCAUUCCAGUCCAGAGACAUUCAACAGCAAUGUGAAAGACUCACAGCAUGACAAGACACAUGAAAACUGCGAUGAAAUUGAGGUUAUCACAUAAAAAAUAAUCAUUAAACUUUUCAUAAAUAAAUGUAGAAAUAUUACUGUUGUAUUACUUAAAAGUGAAUUCGAAGAGUUUUCUUUGCGGUGUUUGAGGUCUGAACAAAUACAGAGCAUCUUUUCUAUUCCCCGAUGCAAAUAGACAUUAUAUUUUAUUUGAAAUUUGGGAGAAAUAUUGUUAGUAGUUCACAGAUAAAAAUAAAAAUAAACAUGGUCUCUGUAAAUAUAUACAAAUAGGCUAUAUAUUGUAAAACUACCUUUUAACCACUGUCUGGUUCCCAGUUCUGCAACAACAUAUUUCUGCUCGAUGAUUAUUGUGGACAAAAUUGACUGAUAACAAUAAAAAAAAUUGAUGUAAUU
This is a messenger RNA of Triplophysa dalaica, 2938 nucleotides long. It is a transcript of the gene btr33, whose product is annotated as bloodthirsty-related gene family, member 33. The transcript is spliced from 7 exons. Lineage: Eukaryota; Metazoa; Chordata; Actinopteri; Cypriniformes; Nemacheilidae. The record is from RefSeq and is a predicted model, not a curated record. Gene Ontology annotation, molecular function: protein binding; zinc ion binding. The coding region runs from base 89 to 1744 and encodes 551 amino acids.